Messenger RNA from Knipowitschia caucasica, 1206 nucleotides. NCBI's taxonomy places the organism in Eukaryota, Metazoa, Chordata, Actinopteri, Gobiiformes, Gobiidae. The record is from the annotation of a GenBank genome assembly.
AUGGAACUGGAUACCGGCUCUGCAGUGUCAGUGAUGGCGCACAGUGACUUUGUGCAGUACUUUGGAGACCAGAAGCUGAACUCGUCAUCUGUCCUCCUAAAGACAUAUACUGGAGAGAAAAUCAAGCCCCUCGGCGUAUUGCCGGUGGAGGUACAACACAAUGGCCAACAAUGCACAUUGGACUUGUACAUUGUAAAAAGAGGAGGACCAGCACUGUGGGGCCGAGACUGGCUGAGGAAAUUACAGCUGGAUUGGAAGUCCAUUAAAAGCCUGCAGGUGGCGCCAAACACCACCGACAAGUCCACAGAGGUCAAAUUGGAGACAGUCUUGGUGGCUGCAACGCCUGUAUUCCAAGAUGGAAUUGGGACAUUAAAAAACAUAAAGGGCAAAAUUGUUCUUCAAGACGGGGCCAUCCCACGUUUCCACAAAGCACGGCCAGUUCCGUACGCCAUACGACAGAAGGUGGAAGCGGAGCUGGACCGCCUAGAGGCCGACGGAAUUCUGUCUAAAGUUGACUGGAGCCCAUGGGCCACACCCAUUGUCCCAGUAGCAAAGAAGUCAGGGGCAGUGAGGGUGUGUGGGGACUUCAAAAUCACAAUCAAUCCUGUGCUACAAGCAGAACAAUAUCCACUUCCCAGGAUCGAGGACAUUUUUGCAAACCUGGCUGGUGGAAAGCGGUUCACCAAGGUGGACCUGGCGGAGGCCUAUCUACAGAUGGAGAUAGAGGAAGACUCGAAGAUGUUCCUGACCAUCAAUACUCUGAAGGGCUUGUACCGCUACAACAGGUUGGUAUUCGGAGUGGCCUCAGCCCCGGCUAUCUGGCAGCGUGCUAUGGAUCAGGUGUUGCAGGGGAUUCCAGGUACACAGUGUUACUUAGAUGAUAUAAUUGUGACUGGGGCCAACGAUAACGAACACCUGGAGAACCUCCAUAAGGUCUUACAGAGACUUCAAGAUUACGGACUCCGGGCCAGACGUGACAAGUGUGAGUUUUUCAAACCAUGUAUCACAUACUGCGGCCACACCAUUGAUGCACAGGGUUUGCAUAAAUGCAAAGAAAAGAUCAAUGCCGUAAUGAAGGCUCCUCAGCCACAGGAUGUACAGCAACUGAGAUCGUUCCUUGGAUUCAUCAACUACUACCACCGGUUCAUGCCUAACCUGUCUACAGUGCUCCAUCCUCUGAACGAACUACUCCAGGCAGAACGGUAA